Messenger RNA from Branchiostoma floridae (Florida lancelet), 2371 nucleotides. Its product is annotated as nuclear pore complex protein Nup85-like. The coding region runs from base 40 to 2127 and encodes 695 amino acids. The record is from RefSeq and is a predicted model, not a curated record. Gene Ontology annotation, cellular component: nuclear pore outer ring. Gene Ontology annotation, molecular function: structural constituent of nuclear pore. Lineage: Eukaryota; Metazoa; Chordata; Leptocardii; Amphioxiformes; Branchiostomatidae. Gene Ontology annotation, biological process: mRNA export from nucleus; protein import into nucleus; positive regulation of DNA-templated transcription. The transcript has 21 exons.
CGUAAUAUGAAGGGAGCUCUUCUAAAUUCAUAGUAAGGGAUGGUUGGGAUCCUCUAUGUAGACCCUCAUAUAUCCCAUGAAGCAGUGCGGUACCCAACCAAAAUGGCGGCAAACGGCAUGGAAGAAGACUUUGACGACGGUGAACAGCCAGAAAUUACGACCAUCAGUGACCCCCACCUCCGGAUGGGGAUAUCAGCACGGUGGGGCGCGGGGAACCAGCUGGCCGUGCAUGCCGCGCUCCAUCCACCGCAGGAGGGCGUGACCUCGGGUAUCCGGGAGAGUCCGCGGGUCCACGAGGUCAGGUGGGGCACUCAGGAGGUCAAUAACCCCAUCAUCAGGAAACUCAUCAACGAGACACACGGAACUUUUGUGGCCCUUCAACACCACCAACCAGACACUACAAGUACAACAUCCAACAGGAAACCUCAACUGUCGAACUUCAGUCGGAAGUACCGCUCGGUGAUCAGGGCGUGCCUGAUGCAGUUGAAACAAGCAGAGGAAGCUGCGCGUGAUGAUGUGACAGCUGAGGAAUACGGUCUGCAGGUGGAGAUCUACAGCAUGGUGGAGCUCAUCUGGAGUCUGUGUGAGAUCCUAUUCGUGGAGAGUCUACCAGGUGGCGUUGUGUUAGCCCAGCUGCUAGACUGGGUAAAGUGGCACUUCAAUGAAGCUGAUGGAUACGCCAGGGAGGCAACGACCUCAGACACUCCACAUUUACAUGACAGCUACUGGUCAGCUAUCUACUUAUAUGUUCUUCAGGGCAGAGGUGAUGAAGCAAGAAAGCUUCUGUCUCUGGACCCGACCAGAAGUAUGGAUGUGUAUGAUGAAUAUGCCAGCAUAGACGAGCUCCUCAGAAAAAUGCCAUUCUUCACAUUGUAUACGGGCCAGUCUCUGGCGGAGUUUGAUAUGAAGUGGCGCCACUGGCAGGACGAAUGUCGCCGGCGCUACUCGGAGGGAGAGUUCAACACAAACAAGAACCUGGAGACCAUAUGUAGAAUAUUGUGUGGAGAUGAGGAUGUCUUCUUGGAACUUAAAGACCUGACCGAGACCUGGUACCGGAUGUUAGUCUCCAAACUGCUGUACUGUAACCCCACUGUCAAGGCUUUCGAUCUGCAGUAUCACGUCAAGGCAUGUAUUGAUGCUUACGAUGGCCAUGCCACGCUAGGACCCCUAGAUAACAUCCUACUGGCUGCAAUAGAAUUUGACCUUCACCAAGUGAUCAAGGAGAGCAGUUCUCUCCUGGGAAACUGGUGGUUUGUGGCACACCUUGCAGACCUGCUGUUCCAGUGUGGACAACUGGAGUCACACAGUCUCAAUUACGGGUCCAACCUGAGAGAGUUCCUGUUGUUAGACUAUGCCUCCAGUCUGAUGUCCCACCCCAGUCUGUGGCAGGUGGGGGCCAGCUAUCUCGACUACUGUCCUGAGUUUGGAAGGUACUACCUAGAGUUCUACCUGGAACGUCUACCAUUGCAGACUGAACAGAAGGCACUAAAAGUCCUGAGGGAGUGUGAGAAGAGAGACAUGAAGGACAUAUCUCACAGUAUCUGUAAGGUGAUGGGAGUACGAGCGUUACGGAAUGAGAGACUAGGUUCAGCCUUGUCAUGGGCUCUCCGUUCAAAGGAUGCGUCUUUUGCGACGUUCCUUGCUGACCGUUUCCUGUCGGAGUACAGCAGUAAGGGCGGGUUCUCCAGUCUGGACCUGCUGGAUAACCUGGGCACAGCCAUGGUGCUCAGUGAUAGGCUAACAUUUCUGGGUAAAUACCGCGAGUUCCACCGCCUUCACGAAGAGUGGGAGUUCAAGUCCGCAGCCAACCUCCUCCUGCAGCUCCUGACCAAUAGGAUGGCUCCUAAGAAGUUCUGGUUGACAUUACUGACUGAUGCCCUCCCACUACUGGAGUCUGAGGAAGUCAUCUUCAGCACCCAGCAGACAUAUGAGCUGAUGAACUGUCUGGAGGACAUCAGUCUCUCCUUCAGGUCAUCUGCAUAUCUCCAUGGAGACCAGCCUGGCGACGCCCAGCUCAAGCCCACCAAGGGUCAACAGGAAGUGGAGAAGCAGAAGCUGGACCUGAUCAGACUGGCCCUGGCGAGGAACCUGGCACGUGCCAUUCUGUCUGAGGGGAGCCUGGAGUAGCACACAUUUUGUUGGACCUUUAUUUUCAACUUGUGGACCAAAUAGAAAAAGAUCUGUAUGAGAUGCAAGUAAAAAUGGUACAAGCUUGCUUUAACUACUACCACAUGAAAGACUGUUUCUUGAUAAGCUUGUGUAUCAAAUUUUCUAUAUAUUUGUAUCAAACAUACUCAGCAUACUGGUACCAUGCAUAUAAAAUGUGUAGUUGUGAAUGUCGAUGUUUAAACCAUAGGAUUUGAUACAAAAA